Salmo salar (Atlantic salmon) is the source of this 4833-nucleotide messenger RNA. Its product is annotated as mRNA-decapping enzyme 1A. Lineage: Eukaryota; Metazoa; Chordata; Actinopteri; Salmoniformes; Salmonidae. Gene Ontology annotation, biological process: deadenylation-dependent decapping of nuclear-transcribed mRNA; positive regulation of catalytic activity; deadenylation-independent decapping of nuclear-transcribed mRNA. The record is from RefSeq and is a predicted model, not a curated record. Gene Ontology annotation, molecular function: mRNA binding; enzyme activator activity. Gene Ontology annotation, cellular component: P-body.
CCUAAACCCUUUCCUAACCUUAACCUCCUAACCUGCUACGAAAAAAGUCACUUCGGUAUCGAAGUGGCGUGAAAAGAUUGUUUCCCUUCCCCAUGACUUACCCCGGUGUCUUCGAACCCCGACGGUGAACGCCAUAUCAUCUCCCUCUUCUUUGAGGCCACUCGACGCCGUUUAGUGUCCACAUUCUACAACGAAUCAACAGGAAAUGUGUGUGUAUUGAAAGUACGGCAGAAAGAAAGAAAAGACCGAAAUUGAAGGCACCUUAUUUGUUUAUGCCAGGUGUGCAUCCCCUCAUCAUGGCUUCACCAUCAUGAAUCGCCUGAACACAGAGAAUCUGGUGGAGCCCAUCAACAAAGACCUUGAGUUUCAGCUCCAAGACCCCUUCCUGCUGUACAGGAAUGCUAACUUGGGCAUAUACAGCAUCUGGUUUUACGAUAAGAAGGACUGCCAGCGCAUCGCUCAGCUCAUGGUGAAGAUUGUGAAGCAGGAAGCCUUGCAGGCCCACCGGGGCUCCCCAGAGAGGGCUGACGUCCCUGGGAGGACCAAUGGCUGCUCCAUUGACAUCCUGGAGCUCCUCAGCAAGGCCAAGGAUGAGUUCCACAGGACUCAGGCGGGGGAAACGGAGAUGUCCGUUACUGCUGAACAGAGGGUGAACACCGAGACGCUGAAAUCAGCCGGUGACACUACAGAGCACGCUCACAGCGCCUCACAGCCAGAACAGAGCUCCCACUCUGGCCAGAGGCAGAUCACUGUGGAGGAACUGUUUGGCAGUUCUCUACCGAAGGAGGCCAGCCUGCUGCCAGCCAUGCCCACCCAGAGUUCCGCAGACCCUGCUGCCACGGUCCCCGUCAGCUUCCUCCAGGCCCAGAGCUACACUCCACCCAUCCCUUUCCAGCCCUUACUGACCCCCCGCCUCACAGCAGACCCAGGGGGCAACAACCGGCACCUCACCCCUGGUCUGAUCUCCCUGAUGGAGGCCAGAGGGGGCCCUGGCCCAGGCUACACCCUCUACCCCGUGUUCCCUGGUGGACCUUCAGGGGACCCCCAACCCCAACACUCUGUGUCCCCACUGUUGGUGACGCCAUCUGGGGUUGAGGCUUGCGGUCCUCCCACUGGCCAUCUGUCGGCCUACCUGAAACCCAGCCCCUCUGAUCUCCACAAACCCGCCCUCACACCUAGCGUCUUGCCCAGCCCGCUUGCCACACCCCAGAGCUUCAGAGAGCCAAUCACCAAGCCCGCUGCCCUCGGCAGUAUGCCCACAGGCCGUGUGCAGCCGCAGAGUAAAGAAAUGGAUGUGUUCACUCAAUCUCAGAAACUGUCAAAAACCCAAACAGCUCUCCCUAUGAAGGCGGGUCUUGUGGUACCGGGAGCGGGCACUUCACUUACGGGGGCAAAGCACUCCAUUCUGCUCUCACCAAGUGCCUUUCAGCAUUCUGUUGCCAAGACAACGGAACUGCAGCGGAAAGCUUCCCCUCCCCCUCCGCCCACAGCCACAGGGGGGGUGGAGCUCCCCCAACCCUCCUACAACAGGAUCCAGUUACAAGACACACUCAUCCACCUCAUCAAGAAUGACCCAGCGUUUCUCAGUGCCAUCCACGAGGCCUACCUCCACAGUCUCUCCAAGGACCUGAGCCACGUCAAGCUAUAGUCUCAGUCCAAACCUGAGGCUGGGCCUGGACACGCCUGGACAGGGGCACCAGUCAGCCUUACCUACAGGUGCUGGACCACUGGGGGGGGUACUGCUGGCCAUGUGCAGAGACACAAACACUCCUAACUGGCUCUGUACCUCUGGAGCAGCUAUGGGACUGCAGGAGGAGGACAGGACUCGAAUGUAGGGGGCUCACGUGGUUCUCCUACAUGUGUGGAGGAGAAGGUGAAUGGGGAGAUGUUACACGUCACAGUAGUGUCAAAUCAAGUACGCACUUUAGUAAGAAAUAUUGUUGAUGAGAAAUAAACCCCUGGGGAAGGAGGAUGAUGAUAAGGGUAAACCAUAAACCCUCAUAUGUCUUGGGAAAGAGCCUCCGGCCCUCUAUGGCAGGUCAGUGCUUAGUGACUUGCUGUGCAAGCCAAACUUCAUUCAACUCCAGGUCCACUUCCUUGUUCUUCCUCAGUACAGCUGGGAUUCUACACACAUGCUCUCUAUCGUACCCCCUCUUUCUCAAUCUCUCAUGUUCCUUCUUUCUGUCAUUCCCUCACCCCAUUCAUUACCACCAGCCUCUGUCACUAUGCCUGCUAAGGGAUGUGUGCAAUAGAUUGCAAUGCCUUUUGGGAGAUUAUAGUUUUUUUUAUAUAACCAGGCUUAAGUGUGUUUUUUCCCAAGGGUUUAGACAGAGAAUUGUUGUAUUCAUUUAGGCCCUAUUAUGUGGGGUGAGGUAGUUAAAGCUACUGCAAGACUGUACCUGAGCUAACUGCAUUCAUCAAAAGGAUCAUCUUGUUUACUAAGGUUGAUGUCCGCGCCCCCGUGGAAAUCCAAUUGGCAUGAAUUUAAAAAAAAAACAUAAAAAUCAGUCAGUUUAAGCUAGAGAUCCACUGCAUCAGCCUAUAUCGCACUUCCGCAUCUGGUGAAAGGUGACAGAGCUAGAGCGGUGUUUGUCAGAUCAUGAGACAUCCUGAAAAUCAGUCUUCUCACAAAAUGGUCUGCAGUGUCCGAACAGUGACCCCUCUAUGGAAAGAUGGAGACUCGCCAACACCAUAGAGUUCUCCGUUUUGCCCUACACCCACCACACAUGUCAAGAGACUUGUCUGAAGUCGGUACAGACGAUCUGCCAACUUGUCUGUAGCGUCCCAACAGUUUGGGCUACACACUAAUAUGACCCCUCUAUGGAAAGGUGAGACUCGCGAACAUAUACGGUACCAGUCAAAAGUUUGGACACACCUUUUCAUUCAAUAGUUUUUCUUUAUUUUUACUAUUUUCUACAUUGUAGGAUAAUAGUGAAGACAUCAACUAUGAAAUAACACAUGGAAUCAUGUGGUAACCAAAAGUGUUAAGUGUUCAAAGUAUGCACCCUUUGCCUUGAUGACAGCUUUGCACAUUCUUGGCAUUCUCUCAACCAGCUUCUCUUGGUCAUAUUAAUGUGAAUGGAAGUAUAUAUGGAGAUUGUUUAACCAAAUAUAUGGGGUUAAAUAAGAUAUUUCUUAUAUCUCUCAGAUAUAGGAGAGGCACUUCAAAAUAAUCUUCCUUUUGAUAUUUUUGGGGGCCUAUCUGUUGUUCUGUGUCCUGAAUGUGUUAUUCAUUGUGUUUGUAUGGGCUAAUAGCAGUAAGACCCCAAAACAUGUUCAUCAAAUAUAUAUAUAUAUAUAUUUUUUUUUUUUGAUACUUCAAGGGGUCUUAAAAUUCUAAAUCAAAUAGCUAAAUUAUCCUUGGUAUGACCUUCUUAAAACAAUUCCAUAUAGCUCAGUAGAUCCCCCCCCUCCCCCAGCUUAGGGACCUGUAUAUUAGACACAGUAUAUUCUCUCACGUUCUCUGUUCUCCACUCUGCAACCAACAGCUGAAAGGGACUAGUAUGUCAUGACAGGUUGAGUCAAUGUGUAUAUCUUUGAUCUUGCAAGUCAGUCAGUUUUGAAUGUUUUUGAUAACGUCACCCUCCCUCUUACACAUAUCUGACCAUGUGCCACACUGCCAAUCUACACUGAGUGUACAUAACAUUAAGGACAGCUUCCUAAUAUUGAGUUGCCACCCCCUUUUGCCCUCAGAACAGCCUCAAUUAGUCGGGGCAUGGAAAACGUUCCACAGGGAUGCUGACCCAUGUUGACUCCAGUACUUCCUACAGUUGUGUCAAGUUGGCUGGAUGCCCUUUGGGUGGUGGACCAUUCUGGAUACAGAUGGGAAAUUGUUGUGUGUGAAAAACCCAGCAGCGUUGCAGUUCUUGACACAAACUGGUGUGACUGGUACCUACUACCAUACCCGGUUCAAAGGCACUGAAAUCUUUUGUCUUGCCCAUUGAGGGAAAGUGUAUGGAGUAAAAAGUACAUUAUUUUCUUUAGGAAUGUAGUAAAGUAGAAAUUGUCAAAAAUAUAUAUGGUAAGGUACAGAUACCAAAAAAAAACUGUACUUUAAAUUAUUUUUACUUAAGUACUUUACGCCACUGAUGGAAGAGCAGGUGUCAAUAAUUUGUGCACUCAGUGUAUGUUCACAUGAUUUGAUCACGCACAGUAUGUAUUUCAGUUUGGCUGCACUCAAUCACACAUUUAAUUUCGAUUGACAGACUUAAAGAAUGGUGGUGUUCAGCUAUAAACAACGGAGGAAAUUGAGAACCUCAUCUAAACAAAUAACUGAUCAACACAUUGUUGUCAAAGGAAUUUUAGUUUUUGACCUCGUCUCUUGAUUUCUUUCAGCCAGAAAGUACAUGUAAGUUUCUUCGUAGUGUAAGAAGAGAACCUCUUACUUCAUGCACAUUGUUUUCACAUAAAACCCCAGUCAGUAAAACCCCAGUCAAUAAAAAGCAGUUCAUGAGUAGUUUGUGACUCAAUUUGGUUCCUCAAUAAUAUGUUUUCUUCUUCUAUAGCACCGUUUUAUUGGCUCAAUGAUACAUGUUGUUUGUUAGGUGUGGUUUCAGACAGGAUAUCAAAGUUUACUCCCCUGUGUUCAUAUUAUUUAGUCACAGGCUCAAUACUGGAGGAGAGAAUAGAUGAGGCCCUGAGAUAAAAAAAAAAGAAUGUCUUUAAGAUUAUUUUACACUGUGUUAAAGUAUGCCUCUUAUUUGUCAGUGUCAGUUUAAUGAGUUAACUUGUCUAAUGAACCAGGUCAUUUUUUUUGUUUUUUUUCUGUCACUCUGCUUUUGUUUAUUAUAAAUAUGUUGUGAUAUUAAAGAUUAACUGAAGUUUUCUCUCAAA